Messenger RNA from Penaeus chinensis, 774 nucleotides. RefSeq lists its product as uncharacterized. The coding region runs from base 1 to 774 and encodes 257 amino acids. The transcript is spliced from 2 exons. The record is from RefSeq and is a predicted model, not a curated record. NCBI's taxonomy places the organism in Eukaryota, Metazoa, Arthropoda, Malacostraca, Decapoda, Penaeidae.
AUGGCUCACGUCCUGCUCAACCAUCUCCUUCAGCAUCUUGAGCAGGGUCACCUUCCAGAAAGUCAGUGUGGCUUUCGGGCCGAACGUGGAACAGUCGAUAUGAUAUUUGCUGCACGCCAACUCCAGGAAAAAUGCCAAGAGCAGCACAGUGACCUCUUCGUGACCUUUGUCGAUCUGACGAAGGCCUUCGAUACAGUCAGCAGGGAUGGCUUAUGGAAGAUAAUGGAGAAGUUUGGCUGCCCAAGCAAGUUCAUCACGAUCGUCCGGCAGUUCCAUGACGGCAUGUUGGCUGUUAUCAAAGUGAAGGUGACUGUCAUCAGAGACUUCUUAUUCGCUGAUGACUGCGCCCUCAACGCCGGCACAGAGCAGAAAAUGCAGCAUGAAUUGGACUGCUUCUCAAGAGCCUGUGACAACUUCGGUCUCACCAUAAGCACCAAAAAGACUGAAGUUAUGUACCAGCCCGGGCCAGGACAGCCCUACCAGGAACCACACAUCAUGGUGAAGGGACAGGAACUCCAGGCUGUCGACAGCUUCACCUAUCUGGGCAGCACACUUUCAAGAGCGGUGAACAUUGGUGCAGAAGUCAUCAACAGGAUUGCCAAGGCCAGCUCCGCCUUUGGAAGACUCCGUGAGAAUGUUUGGGAGCGGACAGGACUCAGCCUUACCACCAAGCUGAAGGUUUACCGCGCAGUGGUGCUCACCACCCUCCUUUAUGCCUGUGAGACCUGGACGUCUACAGCAGACAUGCCAAACAGCUCAACCACUUUCACUUGA